Drosophila yakuba is the source of this 669-nucleotide messenger RNA. RefSeq names its product DNA replication inhibitor plutonium. The transcript is spliced from 3 exons. The coding region runs from base 68 to 592 and encodes 174 amino acids. Gene Ontology annotation, molecular function: protein binding. Lineage: Eukaryota; Metazoa; Arthropoda; Insecta; Diptera; Drosophilidae. The record is from RefSeq and is a predicted model, not a curated record.
UUUUAAUCCCAACUUACGUUAAGUACCACUGCAUCCCUAGAGAACCGUUAUAUGAAAGCUUUGCAGAAUGGCUGAAAUAAAUGCGCUCAGCUGCGUUGGACAGGACGAUGUCGUUUCCCUGCGCAUCCUGUGCACCAUGGAUCGCGAUGGCAGGCAGCUGAAACUCGAGGAAGUUGACUUGUACGGAAACACGGCCCUCUUGAAAGCCUGCUAUUUGGCGCGAUUUGAGUGCGCUCGCACGCUGCUGGAAUUUGGCGCAAAUGUCUUUGCUAUGAACUACUUUGGCCAAAAUGCCCUGACUUUGGCCACUCAUGCUGGCCACUUGCCUCUGGUUAAGGAGCUGUUGCGACGGCGAUCCUAUAAGGAUUUCAAUCUGUCCUCGAUGAUCCCGGCUCUCUGUGUAGCUACACUGCAAAAACAUUCCGCCUUGGUGGCGUAUUUCACUCAAUUGGACCCAAGAAGCGUACAAGAAACUCAGACAGUGCAUGGUCUGGGAGUUGCAGAGCUGCGUGGCAUAAUUAAAGCAGCUGGCCGCUUAAAUAAGCAUAAUGCGCGCUCCCCUCCCACUUUCAUAAACAAUCGUCUGCGUUAAUAUAUCGUAAUUUUGUAAUAAUUUAUAAAUUUUAUGUUUUUUUAUUCAAUAUAUUCUGUGAACAGUGUGAACAUAAA